GUUCAAAUCCCCACCCACCCCCAACUCCACCCGCAACUUCUCAAACGUCUCCCGGUCAAUCUGUCCCAACUUCACCAUCUCCUCCAAUGCCUUAAUCCUCUUCUCAAUAUCAUCCCCAUCCGCUGCCUCUUCCCCCGUUUCCCGUAACCGCGCCGCCCGAUCCUGGUACCCCGCUGGUAACUUCGUUCCCUUCGGCGCAGCAGACGACCGGAAUCGUUUCGUGGGUGGUUGUCCGUCGCGUCGGUAUUCGGCUAGUUGGCGCGCGAAGUCGACGCCUGUUACUGAGCGAGGUGUCAUAGGAAUGCUCGAGCGCAUCCGCGACCCGAGCAGGGCAGGUGUUGCGCCUCCACCACGAGACGCAUUUUGGGAUGGGGAUGUAUUUGAUCCUUGUUUUUGGGUCGAGUUGGUAUUGUUGUUGUUGACGAGAAGACGGCGGAAUUGUUCGUUGUUCAUCUUUUCUCAGGGAUUCUUAUGCUUUGGUUGUUCGGUCGGUGUUAUCGAGGGAGAUAAGAGGUUGGAAGUUACUGUACAGGUAGCUUGGCUACCUGUGGGUAAGAUUGAAAAGAAUAGAAAUGUAACAAAAAGAGGAGAAUUGAAAUUAGGAGAUCGUCAUUUAUUGUCCGGUCAUUCUUUGAGAGGAUUGAGGUAUGUUGUUGGUUGGGAAAAUGGAAGAGGUGAUGAGGAAAGCUUGUCGGCGGAAAGAAAAAGUAGAGAGCAAGGCCAACGUCAGGGUUCUUGGCAUUGGUGAGAUGGUUCAUGUUUGCUGCUUUGCCG
This is a messenger RNA of Aspergillus pseudotamarii, 774 nucleotides long. RefSeq lists its product as uncharacterized. NCBI's taxonomy places the organism in Eukaryota, Fungi, Ascomycota, Eurotiomycetes, Eurotiales, Aspergillaceae. Bases 302 to 748 code for a protein of 148 amino acids. The transcript is spliced from 2 exons. The record is from RefSeq and is a predicted model, not a curated record.